Molecule: messenger RNA, 2285 nt
Organism: Candoia aspera
Lineage: Eukaryota; Metazoa; Chordata; Lepidosauria; Squamata; Candoiidae
Gene: TMEM209
Product: transmembrane protein 209
Exons: 14
Coding region: 7-1689 (560 amino acids)
Cellular component (GO): membrane
Source: RefSeq, a predicted model, not a curated record
CAGACAAUGCAGGGGGAACAAAGUCCAUCCGUGUCCCUCAUUGACAGAACCAUCAAGAUGAGGAAAGAAACAGAAGCAAGGAAAGUGCUUUUGGCCUGGGGAUUUCUAAACUUGUCACUUGCUGGCAUGGUUUACACUGAAAUGUCUGGAAAACUAAUAAGUUCCUAUUACAACAUUUCUUGCUGGAUACUGUGGUAUAUUGAACUUGCAUUUGCAUCUUUGUUCAGCCUCAAUGCCUUAUUUGAUUUCUGGAGAUACUUUAAAUAUACCAUGGCUCCCACCAGCUUGGUUAUGAGUCCUGGACAACAGACGCUCCUGGGAUUGCAAAAUGCAGUUGUCCAGACUACUCCACCACGUGAGUUGGUGCCCAAGAAAACUCCCCCUUCGACCCCUUCGCCUCCCAUCCAGGGGCAGAGUGUCCUGAGCUACAGUCCUUCCCGCUCCCCCAGCGCCAGCCCUAAAUUUGCAGCCGGCUGCAUCUCUGGCUACAGCCCUCAGCUUCAAGCCCUCUCGGGCAGCAGUGGGUCCUACAGCACUGCUGUGAGUUACUCUCCAGGCAGCAACUACAGUAAGGGGCCUCCGUUCAGUCCUUCUCCAGGUCCCUUGAUGUACCCGACUAGCAUUGGGCAAAUGGAGAGUAGUGGAAUGAGAUCCAGAUAUCGCUCCUCCCCGACCGUGUACAGCUCUCCCACGGGAAAGGCAGACUAUAUGAUGGAUUUGAAGUCCCUUGAUAGCUUCCUUCGAAAUGAGGAGGAGAAACAGCACAGAGUCCAGCUGGGCAGUUCAGAUUCCAGCUCUCCUUCUAACAGUCCGACGUUUUGGAACUACAGUCGCUCCAUGGCAGACUACGCACAGAUGCUUAGGAAAUUCCAGUACCAGCCCGCCUGCCGGUCCCAAGCCCCAUCAGCUCACAAAGAUGAAGCUGAUUUGAGUUCCAAGCAGGCUGCAGAAGAGGUCUGGGCACGAGUGUCAACAAGCAGACAGCUACUUGAUCACAUGGAUUCUUGGACUGCUAAAUUCAGAAAUUGGAUCAAUGAGACCAUUUUGGUGCCUCUUGUUCAGGAGAUGGAAUCUGUGAGCACUCAGCUGCGGAGAAUGGGGUGUCCAGAGCUGCAGAUUGGAGAGGCGAGCCUCAGCAGUCUGAAGCAAGCAGCUUUGGUAAAAGCUCCGCUCAUUCCUACGCUGAACACAAUAGUGCAGUACUUGGACCUUACCCCAAAUCAGGAAUAUUUGGUAGAAAGGAUCAAAGAGCUUUCCCAAGGUGGAUGCAUGAGUUCCUUCAGGUGGAAUCGAGGGGGAGACUUCAAAGCACGCAGAUGGGAUACUGAUUUACCAACUGACUCUGGAAUCCUUAUGCAUGUAUUCUGCACAUAUCUUGAUGCCAGGCUUCCUCCGCAUCCAAAAUAUCCCGAUGGGAAAACUUUUACCUCCCAGCAUUUCAUUCAAACACCUGAUAAACCAGAUAUUUCAAACGAGAAUUUGUUUUGCAUCUAUCAGAGCAGCAUCAACCCUCCCCAUUAUGAACUGAUUUAUCAACAACAAGUAUACAAUCUCCCUAAGGGCAGAAACAACUUGUUCCACACCUUGCUCAUGUUCCUGUACAUCAUAAAGACUAAAGAAUCUGGGAUGCUGGGGCGGGUAAACCUUGGCUUAUCUGGUGUGAAUGUUCUGUGGAUUUUUGGAGACUAAUUGAUUUGCCAGCCAUGAAGUCUAACUACCAGAGGAGAAAUCCUUCCCCAGGAAGAGGAUUUAGCAGUGAGAUUGCACUGCCUUGAUUUGUCACUGGGAUAUAAAGAGAGAGGUGUUUCGGUUUUUUUACAAAAGAACAACGUGGACUAGUAAAAGAUAUUUCAGUGCUGUUUCUGUGCACAGGUUUAAAUAGAAGGAAAGUUUAAUCCUUUCUAGAUGAACUGAAUUGCCCUUUUGAAGACUUGGAUUCUCCUUGAUGAGAAGCAAGCAAGACCAGAAGAUCACUAGAUCUGGUUUGCCAUACUCCAUUGAUCAGGAUCCCAAGCUCAGAAAUAAUACUGUUGAACUAAAUUCGGAGUGCCCAAACGUGCUGUUGAUGAUUGCUUUUGUACAACUAGAAUUUUAAAUAGUAGCCCUAGCAUACCCUAAAAAUCAAAAGGUUAUACUAAAAUCAGGAUUCUGUGCAGUUCUGGUUCUCCUCCUCACAAAGGUAUGUGCCUUACAUUGCUAGCACAGAAAUGUUUUAACACGUUUUCUUACUCUGUAUGUCUGCAUGGUUUUAUGUGGAAGUAUUACAGUUAUUCCCAUAGCAGAAA